Anoplopoma fimbria (sablefish) is the source of this 2710-nucleotide messenger RNA. It is a transcript of the gene tapbp.1, whose product is annotated as TAP binding protein (tapasin), tandem duplicate 1. The transcript has 8 exons. The record is from RefSeq and is a predicted model, not a curated record. The coding region runs from base 277 to 1599 and encodes 440 amino acids. Gene Ontology annotation, cellular component: membrane. Lineage: Eukaryota; Metazoa; Chordata; Actinopteri; Perciformes; Anoplopomatidae. Gene Ontology annotation, biological process: antigen processing and presentation of endogenous peptide antigen via MHC class I.
UCCGUGUUUGCUUUCAGGUUCUUAUAAAUGCUUUGUCUUCUAUGCGAGUUUUUUGGUCACUUUUAUUUUCAGUUAAAACUUUACCUUUAAUGUCGCUAAGCGUUGAUUAUGGCAGCUUUAUUUUGAAAUUCUGACCGGAAUUUGUAUUUUUUCUAGCUUGUACGUGAAAGUGAAACUAAAAUGAACCUGGAGUUGAAGGGGAAAACCAGCGAUAUAAGGUAUACUUUUUUUGUUCGAUAGCAGCAGAGUGUCAAGCAGCAAAACAAAGAAACAGUCAUGACUAACUUCUCUACAAUCUACAAACUGUCCCUGGUUGCAGUGAUCUGCUUCAUCAGAGCCUGCAGCAGCAGCUGUCCAGUGUUGGAGUGCUGGUUUGUGCAGGAGAAGGUGGGUCGAGGAGGAGGUUUAGCUGCAGCCACAAGCCAGGAGAAAUCCCUCCUUCACAUCAGAACAGACAGCCAGACUGCAGAGACCCAACAGGCUCCAUCCGACAUCGACCCCGACAGAGUCUACUCUGUCACCGACCCAGCUGCCACUCUCUGCCACCGCUCUCUCAAUCCUCCCAGAGGCUCUGUCAAUAAGCCCCAGUGUGAGAUCAACCCCUUCCUGCCGCAGCCCUCCACCCUCAAAUGGGUCGCUCCACUUACAGACUCCGCCUCCAGUCCCAUCUACCUGCAGGCUGAUUGGUUUUCCACUGCCCUUCAGGGUGUCAACGGACAGCUGGCUGUUUCCACUAUCACGCGUGCUCCCACAGCAACCAAAGAGCACAAUGUGAUCCUGAGUGUGACCAGUAAAACCGUCUCGGUGCAGUCCAGACUCGGGGAACCAGUGUUGCUGGAUUGUGGUUUCUGGGCCGACCCCUCCUCGCCUCUGUCGGGGUCGGGUUUUGCCGUAGAAUGGCGCUACCAGUUCAGAGGCGACGGACGCUUGGUUUUGGCCUAUGACGGUAAAACGGACCACUUGGCUGAUUCACAAGAGGAAGGGGCCACACUGGACUUUGAGGGUUUGCACCAGAACGGGAAUGCAUCCCUGAUCAUGUCGGAGGCUAAAGUGCGUCACUCCGGGCUGUAUAUUUGUACGGUGUAUCUGCCGUACCUUGUGGCUCAGGUGGCGAUGGAGCUUGAAAUUGUAGAACCUCCAUCCCUCUCCAUCCACCCGUCCCCUCUGCCCCUUGCUGUUCCCGGCCGGACUUUGACCGUCCAGUGUGAGGCGUCUGGCUUUGCCCCCCUCUCCCUGGAGCUGAGCUGGGAGUUUAAAGGCACCGAUGGGACGUCCAGGCCUCUCGGAUCAGGCAGCGUAACCGGCCACAGGCAGGCCUGGGAUGGAACCUAUAGCCAGAGCACCCGGCUGGAGCUUGACACAACUAAGAUGGACCUGGGCCGAGGGGGGGAGGUCACCUGCGUGGCUGUCCAUCUUGGAGGCACACGACGAGCCAGUGUGACCCUCAAUGUCAUUGGGUUCAGCACUCCCUCCAUUGAGGACUCCAUGGCAAUGGUCGGUGUAGCGCUGGUGCUCUACGGUUUUAUCAAGUUCGUCUCUUGGACCUUCACCAGCUCAGGCUCAGAUGAGGCUGGUCCACAAGACAAGAAAGACAAGUAAAGAAGAACAAAGUCAAGUUCUGUGGAUGUGGAUACUGACGUAACAAGUCUGUUUUGAUAUCUAGGAUGGGGUUUUAGAAGUGACUAUCCUCAUGUUCAAGCAGCCAGUUAUGCCUUUUUUAUUUAAAGCUAGAGUGGUACAUUUCUUUUAACUCUUCAUUUUUUUUCAGAGGUCCAGUUGUGCUAGGUUAGUUAGAAAGGGCUUCUGCUCAGUCCAAACAUGUUUUUUGUGAUAUUUCUUUCACUUUAAAGCAAUAUAGCUUUUAUAUCAUAUUGGCCUCCCACUGUUUACUUGCUGUAAAUUGUCAUGAACACUGGAAAGGUGCCAGAAACUUCAGCUUCAAUUUGAAGAUGUUAAUGCUUCCAUAUGAUUCUCCUCUAUGUUUAAGAAACAGAAAUGACUAAAAUAACUUAUUUUGUAAAUGAUCAAAGACAGGAGAAUUAAUAUUAGACUUAACUGUCCAAACCCAAACAGAAUCCUGUUUUUGUAAAUAUAGAAAAAAUAAUGUUUGUAUAUUCUGACGUUUUUGUUGCAUGUGUGUUUGUGCAUCAUGGUAUGGCUCUCAGUACAUGUCGGUAGGAAUGAUGCUCCAACAGCCUGGGCUAAUGCACUAUUAAACUUUUAUAGAAGUCUGAAGGAAAUUAUACAAACAGAGAACAUAGUUCUACCGCAGGGAAUAUCUAAAAUUGUGUUAGAAUUUAUAGAUUAUAAUUUAAGUCUGCAUUUUAAAUGAAAUAUUUUACAUUUCUCAAAACAUGCUUCCUCCUGUUUCCUGUUUAUAAAUCAUGCUUGCUGGUGUGCUUCAAAUUUUGGAAAAUAAAUAGAAAAUGGUCAAAAUGGUCAUGGAAAAUGGUCAGAAAAUGGUCACAAUGUUCAUUUCUUCUUCUUAGAUUAAUUCAUAUGGAAGUAUUUAAUGGCUCAGGUCUGCAUGGAUGAGACUUAUUUCUAAAUAAAAGCCCUUUGUGAUGAACGUAUCUGGACAUUUGGGAGUUGUAAGAUACAAAGUGAAAAAGUUGACUGAUGAGCCAACUAAGUGAAACUCAAACUAGCAUUAAUGAGGAAUUUUGACUUCCGUUGUUCUUUUCAAAAUAAAACUACAUGGUGAACUUUU